AUGCUGCAGCGCGUCCGGAGCACCAGGUCCUUUCGCCUUUGGACCUGCUGCCUUCCUGUGUACCGUUCAUCGCCGGCAGCGCCCGUGACCCUGGGCCGCCGUCAUUUCAGUGGAAGGCUCGGCGAAGGCGAUGAGAUCCCGAAGCACAUUGCAUACGUGCCACAAUACUUCGACUUCAAGGCUUUUCGAAAAGCGCUGAGGGAGAAGAAGGACAGCCUUUCUGAAGCUGAGCUUCGGGAGGUCCGGAGGGAGUACGCGCUGCCUCCCCCAGAAGGAUGGACGAUCCUAGACUUCCUGGAACAGAUGAACUUCGGGGAUGGCGCGGAAGACGUGGCGAAUCUAUUUGAGCAGUGGAAGGACUUUAUUUCGAUGUCGGCUCGCGACAUACGUAGGAUCCCGGACAUCACCGCCGAGCAGCAGCGGCGUCUGGACAAGUACAUCACGCUCUACAACCAUGGCCUCUGGCCACGGGUGUCCGCCGAUGAGUUUCACCAGCGCUUCGCUGGCAAGCCAUUGGAGAAUGAGGGCAAGCCCUGGACGACGGAAGAUGAUGAGCUGCUGUUGCAGCUUGCCAGUCCUGGCGAGAGCGGUGGCUACGACGUGAGCUUCGGAGACCCGUGGAUUUACAUCUCUUGGGAGAUGCAGCGGAGAGAGGAGGAAGUUCAGCAACGCUAUAUCGACUUGGUCGUGCGGCCGAAGGAGAAGUCUGUGCGGCACGAGCUUGCCAUCACCAAGGCUUCCCGACCUCUGCACAUGCAUCGGAGAUUCCGGAUGAUCCCACCGGAUCUCUACAUCGUGCCCUCCCAGGACAACUUUCCUCUUGCCGAGCCGGCGUUCGAGCUGCCUGAGGCCUUCAAAAAGUAUCGUCAAGAUGACAUCUUUGUCAAGGCCUAG
Molecule: messenger RNA, 894 nt
Organism: Symbiodinium necroappetens
Lineage: Eukaryota; Dinophyceae; Suessiales; Symbiodiniaceae
Source: the annotation of a GenBank genome assembly